Molecule: messenger RNA, 1457 nt
Organism: Momordica charantia (bitter melon)
Lineage: Eukaryota; Viridiplantae; Streptophyta; Magnoliopsida; Cucurbitales; Cucurbitaceae
Gene: MTO1
Product: Pyridoxal phosphate (PLP)-dependent transferases superfamily protein
Biological process (GO): transsulfuration
Cellular component (GO): chloroplast
Molecular function (GO): pyridoxal phosphate binding; cystathionine gamma-synthase activity
Source: RefSeq, a predicted model, not a curated record
GGUUUAGCUGAUUCCAAAACCUCCGUCUUCAACUCCGAUGGGAGUGUUGCAAUCCACGCUGGCGAAAGAUUUGGUCGUGGUAGAGUUGACGACGCUAUCACGACGCCGGUGGUUAAUACUUCCGCUUAUUUCUUUAAGAAAACUGCUGAUCUCCUUGAUUUUAAGGAGAAGCGCAGUGUGAGUUUCGAGUAUGGGCGUUAUGGAAAUCCAACGACAGUUGUAGCAGAGGAGAAGAUAAGUGCUUUAGAAGGGGCUGAAUCUACGGUGAUAAUGGCAUCGGGAAUGUGUACUAGCACAAUUUUGUUGAUGGCUUUGGUCCCAGCCGGAGGGCAUAUUGUAACAACUACAGAUUGUUAUAGGAAGACUAGGAUUUUUAUCGAGACCAUUCUUCCCAAAAUGGGAAUCACGGCUACCACCAUUGACCCUGCGGAUAUGAACGCCCUUGAAGUUGCUCUGAAAGAGAAUAAUGUUUCUCUUUUCUUCACUGAGUCUCCAACAAAUCCAUUCUUAAGAUGUGUUGACAUUAAACUGGUUUCUGAGCUCUGUCAUAGACACGGAGCACUGGUUUGUAUAGAUGGUACCUUUGCUACUCCUCUAAACCAGAAGGCACUUUCGUUGGGGGCUGAUCUUAUUCUUCACUCCGCAACGAAGUACAUUGGGGGCCACAAUGAUGUCCUUGCUGGUUGUGUCAGUGGUUCUCUGAAACUGAUUUCAGAAAUUCGAAAUCUUCAUCAUGUCAUGGGCGGUGCACUAAAUCCUAACGCGGCAUAUCUAAUCAUACGUGGGAUGAAAACAUUGCAUCUUCGCGUGCAGCAACAAAAUUCCACGGCUUUGAGGAUGGCUAAUGUAUUAGAGGGUCAUCCUAAGAUCAAACAUGUUUAUUACCCUGGACUCCCAAGUCAUCCUGAACAUAACCUUGCCAAAAGGCAGAUGACUGGUUUCGGGGGCGUAGUUAGUUUCGAGGUUGAUGGUGAUUUAAAGAGCACCAUAAAAUUCAUUGACUCACUUAAAAUUCCAUACAUUGCUCCAUCCUUUGGUGGGUGCGAGAGUAUCAUAGACCAGCCAGCAAUAAUGUCAUAUUGGGAUCUUAACGAGGCAGAGAGGCUGAAGUAUGGCAUUAAGGACAACUUGGUGCGCUUCAGCAUUGGAAUUGAAGACUUUGAGGAUUUGAAGGCUGAUGUUCUUCAGGCUCUUGAUGCCAUUUAAAGCCAGCCCUACCCAUCUUGAUGUCAUUUUGCUUGGUUUUAAGUGUUGUUGGUAUAUCAAUUGAAUUCUGAUUCGCCAAUUCUUGGCUCGUACCUUUAACGAUCUCGAUCCGAUUGAAACAAUGGAGCCUCUUCGGCAUAUGUAUGGUAACACCCCCUUCCCCAAGGAAAAAAAGGACCCCAUGGACAUCAUUUAUGUUGUGUUCUUUUUAUUAACCAAUUCAUCAAGGGUGAAAUAUCUUUUUCCUUCUA